Molecule: messenger RNA, 4792 nt
Organism: Petromyzon marinus (sea lamprey)
Lineage: Eukaryota; Metazoa; Chordata; Hyperoartia; Petromyzontiformes; Petromyzontidae
Product: G-protein coupled receptor 4-like
Biological process (GO): G protein-coupled receptor signaling pathway
Cellular component (GO): membrane
Molecular function (GO): G protein-coupled receptor activity
Source: RefSeq, a predicted model, not a curated record
CUCCUCUGCCACCUAUAAUGCACCUAGUAUAACUGAAGUUGAAUAUCGCAUAAUAAUUAUAGUAUCAUGCACAGUUAACAUUGGCGUCACGUUUAGAAAGGUUUUAACAAUCCGCCUGCAUGUUAUGUGCAUGUUUUUUUUGUCCCCCCAUGAGUAACAAACGUAAGCACAGUUCCAGUGGCACGGUCAUUUGUACCCAUGCGAAAAUCAACUUCUGCAUUCAUCUGACGGAUGUGCAACGCAAUACGCCCACACAUGGGGCUACGUGGAAACUGUAAAAAACAAAACAUACAAGUGCAUUACAGACUGCGUAGAACCAGAGGUUGGAAAAACCAGAGCCAGCGAGAAAAGCGGUGGUGGGGUGACUGCCAAGUCGACGUUCUCAUCAGUUUUGUCACCAGCUUCCAGAAGAUACAUCCAUACGAAUCAACACCACCUUGGCUUGCAAUGAUGUUGGCAGAACCUACAAAGAUGACAGAAGGAAAUAAUGCAUGUAAUCAAUCACAUGUAAAACCUGAUGACGAUUCAUACGAGAUGAGUUUAUUUCCAGCCAUAUACUCUCUCGUAUUCAUCACUGGAAGUUUCGGGAACCUAAUCGCCAUAUUUCUGACCUACAUGUACAUUAAACAGAAGAACAUAUUGGGGAUUUAUUUGAUGAACCUUUGCAUAUCGGACUUCCUGUACCUCAUGACCCUUCCCAUGUGGAUCGUCUACACACGGAAUCACGAUUCAUGGAACUAUGGCGAAAACUUGUGCAGGCUGAUCGGCUUUGUUUUCUACACGAACAACUACACCACCAUCAUGUUCCUAUGCUGCAUUGCACUUGACCGCUGCCUGGCCGUGGCGUUUCCCCUGCAGUCUCUGGGCUUACGGCGUAUGUCUGUGGCAAGUGCGGCGUGCGCAUUCGUGUGGGCCCUGCUCAUCCUCUCACACAUCCCUCUCGUCACGCACCCGCAACUCUUCAACGAUUCACACAACCACAAAGUCUGCUACGAAAAGUACAAAGAGCCGUGGGUGAUCACCAUCAACUACUUCAGAGUGUUUGUGGGGUUCCUCGUUCCACUGUGCCUCAUCGUGGCGUCGUACAGCUGCAUCAUCCACAUCGUGCGACGCACCAGUGUCGUGGAGAGGCGCCAGAAAGUCAAGAUCAUCAGCCUCGUUGUGGCCAUCCUGGCCAUCUUUGUGGUCAGCUUUCUGCCAUACAACUUGCUCCUUCUGGUGCGUUCCAUCAAAUUUGGGGAAUGCGACCUGGAUGGGACACUCCGAAGCGCGUAUAGGCUCUGCUUCACCCUCACAAGCCUCAGCAGUGCCCUGAACCCCUUUCUCAAUGUGUUUGUGUCUGAGAACUUCCCGGAGGACUUCAGGAAUGUCGUCAUGAUGCUUACACGCUGCCUGACACUAUCAAAAUGCUGCAAGAGGCUUGAUGACGAAGUUCAACAAAAAUGCGUUAGCAAUAUGCGACUCGAUGGCAUUCAAUUGUCUACAAUGUCAACCAGCCUCUAACGCAGGGGGUGUGCAAUGUUUCAUCCAGCAUGGGCCAACAUCAGGGAUAUCAUUUACCUCCUCUCGAGCCAGUUGAGUGAAAUGGAAAACUAAGCCAACAUGACACCAACGACAGCAAGAGUGAUACCCCAUUCACAAACAACGGUGGACCUGGUAGCCGGUUCGCUAGCAACAGCAAGCAGCGGUUUUUGCUGACCCUUCAUAUUUUCAUUUUGAUCACGCGCGAGUAAAACCCAUGCCAUAACUGCCUGUGGGCUGUAGCGUGCACACCAUUGGUCUAAGAACCGACCCAUAUGCGUGCAUGUAAAGCUGGUAUUGAUGUGCUAGGUUACUAAACCAUUUGCUAUCUGAAGAUGGUGUGUGCAACACAAUGUUAAUUAUUAUAUAACUGACAGUAAACACAUUAUUUGCAGCUGUAUGUUGAUCAACUCUUAGUUAAAAUCCAUGUCAGUCGUGGUUGUUGCUUAACCUUACUUCACCAAGCUGGUCAGUGCGAGCUGAUAAAGACAGUGGGCAGGCCCGGUUUAGAUACCAGUCGCCACAGACUUUAUCUGUGACUGGGAAUUUACCUAAGAAAAAACACGUAAUUGAAACUAUAUUUCACACUGUAAAUAUAUAUUUAGAUGUGCGCAUACUGUAUCACAAAAAAUACAUUGUACUUUCAUGUAUAGGUAAGAUAUGUUGCAAUAUUCAACUUGUUUCAAUAAUGAGUAUGUACUUGCAUCUGAAACAAUACUACGGUAUGUCUGAGCUUAAGUGCGCAGACACUUGGUGCACAAAUGUAAAAUUAAAAAGCCUCUGGUGCCAGCCUGUGGUCACCCAAAACAGAACCAUGGAACAUGUGUAGUAGUCAUUUCAGAGACACUUAUAGUAGGGGGCACACACAUUUAUGCUCCACUUCCACAGUACAGGAAUAACUACACAUGGGUCAGGACAGCACAACGCCGAGGAGGUGAAGACAGGGUUGAAGACUUGUGAAGACAACGGGUUUCAUUCCCAAACCGAAUCAGCCCCGACCCAGCGUCGGGGCCUCCCUUUUAUCCUCCCCAGCGUGGCCUGGCUCCGCCCUCGGCCAUGCCCCCUUCUGGAACCUACCAGAAGAUUAUGGGCUUCCCCCCACGUGUCCUCUCUGUCACCUUACCCUACAUCCCUUACCCCAGCCUCUCACGUGCCCUGCUGGCAGACCGGCUGCUGUGUCCUCAAAUCCCCGCUCUCUACCAGUGACCAGCGCUACGCGCCCCAGUGGCACACUUCACCUGCCCUGCUCGUAGACCGUGCUACUACACCCACAACCCCGCUAUCAGUAACCAGCACUACGUGCCCCAGUGGCACGCUUCACCUGCCCUGCUCGUAGACCGUGCUACUACACCCACAAUCCCGCUCUCUACCAGUAACCGGUGCUACGCGCCCCAGUGACCCAUUCUAUGUCACUACACAUGUAACGACCCAAUGCCCGAUUCACAAAUAUGAAGCAGGCAUCGCAGCGAUAUUCUCUGCUACUCACAUCAAUAUAAAUUUACAGUUGUUAAUCUACAUCAGUGUUCUUCACACAUUUUUCAGAGGUGGGCCACUUUCGCCGAUAAGACUGCAGUGCGAAGGCCAUCACACAUUUUAAACCAUUGUUGUGUUUGACAGUACGAUGGGGGGUGUUUUCAGAUUUGUGUAUUAUCGGGGGUCACACGUCAGGGGCCUCACUAAAGGCCACCACUGCAGAUCUUCAUCCACAGCUAUCAAUGGGAAAGUUGGCACAAAUAUGGUUACAUUCACGUCGAUGGAGGGUGCUCGUGAAAAGUGUUGAAAGUAAUUUGUGUCGACUUGGCAAUGUCGACACGACAUUAAGUCAACACAAAGAGCCCAUUUGAAAAGGCCGAAUGGAAAGCAAUAUCCAACAGGUUCUCGGUAACCCCACCGUCCUCACCAACCCACACCCAGUAACCACGGAACGUUGGACCAACAGCGGUCCAACGGUUCCAACCAUGUGCCAACGUUGUCCAGAUGUUGCAUGUUUUACUUGGGCAUCGACCAAUACGGUGAAGUAUGGUCAAACAACUCCAUAUGAUUGACACGGUAUGGAGACUGCUUCCUUUGGAUUUGGCUUGAUGAAUGGUUGUAAGAUAUCUUUUAAUUUUCAAAUAAUAUUACCAGUCGUUUUUUUACCUAAACAAAAGAAACUACACAAUUGUAUUGGAGGGAAGUUUCAGAUGUCACAUUUGAGGAAGCACUGCAUUUCACAGUACGAAAAAGGAGGAAGCUUCUGUAUAAUAUGGUGUAACUGUAACUACAGUAUCAGAGAAGUAGAGCUAGUUGUUUUAAGAAAAAAAUUGGCAAACCGAUGUACUAAAAAUUUACACAGAAAUUAAACAUCGCAAUCGCGGAAUGCCACUAAAAUUAUUUGGUCAAACUUUACACGCUUUUGGGGACCGAGGAAAACGUAUGGCUCAGAAAUUAUCACCAAUUAGGAAGUCUUACUCUACUUGCAUUUAGCCAAAGGCUUUAUUAUACGAGGUCCGGUUACAAAUUAUUGGAAAACAUCUGCAACGUUGCACAAGGUCAAAUUUGAACCGACAUUGUUUUAAUUGCCCAAGAUAGCCAUCGUCUGUUGUCUUGCAGUUGUGUAUAAUGGGCCACAUGUUUAUUAAAAUGUCUGUCGUUUAAAAUGAGAUUUGUUUUAAUGUAAAUGUUAAAUUAUAUGAAUGGGUACUUUGUCAAGUGUACGUUUCGACCGAUGAACACUGUACGAAGUGUAUGUUUUAAAGAAUAAGCAGUUAGAUUGUGUAUUUAUCAAACUUCUAGUCGAUGCUUUUAAGUUUAACUCUGCGUUUAUUAUUGGAAUAUCAUAUUUAGCAAUCGGUCUUGUGAUAUACAGCAAUCAUACAAAAUUCACUGAGAAUGAUUUUGGUAAUAUGUUAAAUGCAACUGUAUACGUUAAUGUUCAUGAAAUGUUAUCAUUGCAACAUUAGGAAAGGUGCUGUAAAAAUGCAGCAACAUCUUUCAAAAAUACAAUGCAGAAGAGAAGCAAAAUCUAGGGAAAAUCCCCCGAUACUAAAUCAACAAAUAUCAAAGGUCUUCAGCAUGGUUCAAGUGCUGCUGCAUAUAUUGUUUCAAAUGACAUGUUUGAGACGUUAGUAAAAAACAAACGUUCGUAAAAUAGAAGAGUACAAACGUUGUGGUUACCGGUUUGGCUUUACCUCAAUCUUUAGUAGUUGUAGCUGAGCGGCCAUUCCAGAGGAGUUUGCUCGUUUUUUUUCGUAAAAUAAAAACCAGUUCAACUGGAAUGCGUGCUCACGAA